This is a messenger RNA of Colletotrichum costaricense, 2115 nucleotides long. RefSeq names its product BRE1 E3 ubiquitin ligase. Gene Ontology annotation, molecular function: ubiquitin protein ligase activity. The coding region runs from base 1 to 2115 and encodes 704 amino acids. Gene Ontology annotation, cellular component: nucleus; HULC complex. Lineage: Eukaryota; Fungi; Ascomycota; Sordariomycetes; Glomerellales; Glomerellaceae. The record is from RefSeq and is a predicted model, not a curated record. The transcript has 5 exons.
AUGGAGGACAGGAAGAGACCCCCCAUCAGCACCGCCGAGGACCUCGCUCCUCCGAGCAAGCGACAUCAAUCCGUCAAUGGAAGCAAGUCCAAGGGCGAUAGUGGCGACCACGCCGAGGAACACUGGAUCGAGAAUUACCAAAAGGGCGCCAUUUACCGGCAACUUUUAGAAACAAAAAGGGAAAAGCAAGAGUUUGAGUCACGCGUCGAGCAGUUGCAAAAGAAUAUUGUGUAUCGCGAGGAUCAUAUCCGCAUCAUUGAAGUAUGGUGGAAGCAGGUUCUAGAGGAGAUGGAGCAGCUCGUGGACCCUGCAACACCACCCUCCGGCCCAACAAACCCUCCGUACAUUACCAGCACGCAUUUUAAAGAUAACGACGAGUUCCAAAGGCAUCUUGACGAGACAGCCUCUGAUAUUAAGAAGCGAGCCGAAGCUGUGCUCAAUCGCAUCGCAAAUGCCAGGGGAGAAAUUACCCCAAACAUUGCUGACCUGGAGACUCGGGUCAACAGCCUGCUUGCGCAGCAAAAGGAAUAUCUGGUCAAGUUGGACCGUGCACAGCAAGAGAAUGAGCAGCUAUCGGAAGACCUCAACAAGGCCAGCCUUCGCUUUUUCAAGGCCGAAAAGCGCAUGGACAGAUUAAAGAGCGCGCAGGUCCAGAAGCUCGAGCAGCAAUUCAUAGCCAGCGCCAAGCCGACAAUCGCAACAGGGGAGAACGGACAGGAUGCCGCCGAGGCAAACGGUAACGCUGCCGAGGCACUGCUCAAGUUUGAGGAGGCGUCGGCGGUCGUCAACAAGCAGAAGGAGCAGCUGGAAUCUGCGCAAGCCGAUAUCAAGACCCUACAGGAGGAGAACUCGGCGCUAAAGGCACGACGCGAAGGCCUCACCGACGAAGAUUUCAUCCGGACCGACGUGUUCAAGCAGUUCAAGAACCAGAACGAAGACUUGAUCAAGCGCGUCAACCACCUAGAGGCCACAAACAAGCAGUUGCGAGAAGAGGCCGAAAAGCUGCACUCGGAGCGGACGGCCUUCCGGACCAAGCUCCACGACGAGGCGCAGACGAUAACAUCGGACCUGGAGCGCCAAGUCGAGGAGCGCGACGCAGACCUCACACGAAUCCGCGCCGCCCGGGACGAGUGGUACGCCAAGGCCAACAUGCUGGAAACCCGAGAAAAGGAGGAGAAGCAGGCGCUGCAGCACCUCAAGGAGCUCACGGGUGCCCAGGAGGACCGAAUUGCAUCUUUGGAAUUGGAGCUGCAGCGUCUGAAGCCCGAAGACCAGCCGAUGGCGGAUCCCGACCCCGUACUGGAGAGCAUGCCUGCGGAUGAACUUAUUUUAAAGUACAAGAAGCUGCAGCAAGAUUUCGAGUCGAUUAACAAGGAGUUGCCCGCUCUCCAACAGGCGUACAAGCGAUCGAUGGGUCUCGCACAAAAGAAGGUGAUGGAGUACACGGUUCUCGAGGACCGGGCAGCGGCCGCACUCGCCGAGAAGCAAAAGGUCGACCAAAAGUACUUUGCAGUGAAGAAGGAUGCGGACAUGAGAGACCGCGAACUUGGUGUGCUCCGAAGCCAGAACCGCAAGAGUUCCGAGAUUGUUGCGCAGCUCAAGGAGGUGGAGGCGCAAAACCGGAUACUGAUUAGCAACCUGGAGAAGCAGCUCUCGGACCUGAAGCAGGCCAACGCCGCAAUGGCUGCAGAGCACAAGAAGAUGGAAUCGAGCAGUUCUGACGCGGCGCGCCGAGUCGAUUCCUACAAGAACCAGAUUGGCGAGUUGACCACCUUGGUCAAGUCGCGCGACGCCGCCAUGGCUGCGGCCAGGGAGCGCACCACAACCCAAGAGGCGGACGUUGAGCGCCUCAAAGUCCGCGCCGACAUGAUGCAAAAGGAAAAGGACGAAUGGAAACGCAAGGCGUUGAGCAACUCGUCGGAAGAAGAAGAGAUGCUCAGAACCUUUGCACUCUGCACAGUGUGUCGCAACAACUUCAAAGAUACGGCCUUGAAGACGUGCGGGCAUCUUUUCUGUCACCAGUGUGUAGACGACCGGAUCAGCAACCGAAUGCGCAAGUGCCCCAACUGCUCGAGGGCCUUUGACCGGCUGGACGUCAUGUCUGUUCACCACUAG